CCCAAGCCACCGACUCUCUCCCUCUUGAAAACCCGGUGAGAUCUUGAUGAAAUUUCUCUUCUUUUCUUGUUAAAUCACAAGAUUUGGGGCUUAGAAUCUUCCCUCUCAACCCAGAAAAUCUUGGUUCUACUCUGUUCUUCUCCCCUAUCCGCCGGCUGCUAUGCUGGGUUUACCUUAAUUGCUUUUAUUUCCCUCAAUUUUGAGGUAGCCCGUGAGCCCCUCUGCAGAAAUGCCGCCGGCUUCUUCUCUCUGCCAGCUCCGGUUUGCUUGCUGGAAUUCUGGUAAGUUGUCGGCUCUUCUAAGUCCAAUUUAUCCAUGUAGUUAUUGCCUUGUGUUGAUUGGGUUUCUGCUUUUGAAUUGCCCUUUUUCUAUCCGAAACUUGCUGGAAGUAGGGGAUGAGUUGGCAGCCCUUAAAUGUGUUGUUGUUUAAAUUAUGUGGGAAUUACUUGAAUUGGCUGCUGUGGUGUUUUGUGUGAAAAUCCCGUGUGUGUGAGUUGUGGUUUGCCAAAGCCAUGCUCUCCUGCCCGUGAGAAAUGGGGAAUUUUGGUAGAUUAAGCAAUGUUUUUAAGCUUAGUUUAAGUGUAAAUUAGCUUGAAUUGGGUUGUUGUGAUUUCGGAGAAAAAUCCUGUGAGAUUAGCUAUGGUUUUGCAAAUUUGGAAGUUGAAGUUACUGUUCACGUGUACUAUUUAUGGGUACUGUUCAUAGGUACUGUUCACCGAGGGCUAAUAAUUAACGAGGAUUUGAAUGUUUAGUUUGUGAUAUAAGAAUAAAUUUGGGAAUGUUCA
Messenger RNA from Rubroshorea leprosula, 785 nucleotides. NCBI's taxonomy places the organism in Eukaryota, Viridiplantae, Streptophyta, Magnoliopsida, Malvales, Dipterocarpaceae. The record is from the annotation of a GenBank genome assembly.